CAUGACAGUAGGUCUUAUGACAUGUGGGCGUGGCUCUCAUUCUUUACAGAUUUAUCAUCGCAGUUUCCAACAAAAAGGGAUGUGCGUGUGCGUGAGUGUGUGAGUGAGUGUGUGUGUGUGUGUGUGUGUGUGUGUUCUGUGUAUGUCUCUGUAUGUGUUCGAAACCAACCCCAGCUAAGUUUCCAGUUAAGACGGAUGUGUGCGGUGUGUGUUUUCUGAGUGUGUUCUGAGAAAACGAAACCUAGGGCAGACUCUCCGGCAUGUGUCCGGUGAAGCUGAAGAGAGAGGCGCAGAGUCCCGGUGUCCCCCGGGUAAGUGUGUCUGUGUUCGGGCGGAUCGCGGCUGUUCUGCGCGCGGUGACCGGACUCCUGCUGCGGCUCCUCCGGUGGAUCACGAGCGGUAAAGCCAUGAUAAGCGAGGAAGAGACGCCGGUGUUCUUUGACCUGGAGACCACCGGACUGGACACGUCCUGCUGUGAUAUCGUGCAGCUGUCGGCAGUCAGCGGCGAGCAGACGUUCAGUGUGUACCUGCUGCCACGCUGCUGCAUGACAGACGGAGCGUCUCGAGUGACCGGUCUCACGGUGGACGGGUCCACACUGAUGCUCCGACAGCGGCCCGUGCAGACCGUCCCACACCAGCAGGCCCUCACAGGAUUCAUACACUUCCUACAGAACAGGACCCUCGGCAGGCCAUUCCUGGUGGGCCACAACAGCCGGCGGUUCGACUGGCCCAUCCUGCGGCGUGUUCUGGAGGAGUUUGGGCUGCUGCAGGAGUUCGGGAGCUGUGUGUCGGAGUGUGUGGACACUCUGAGUCUGAGCCGAGAGAUGUUUAAUCUGCACAAAUACUCGCAGCCCUUCCUGGUCCAGCACUUUCUGCAGCAGGAGUACGGCGCUCACGACGCAGCUGAGGACGUGCGCACACUGCAGGAGCUCUACAGAGUGUGGAGACCCUCACUGGAGCUCAGGGAUAGUCACACGUUCAGACUACUGUGAGGAAACAUUAGUAUUAUUCUUCUUAUUAAAGUGAAACUGCAGAAAUCUUAAAGGGACAGUGCAUUCAAUAAUCACUUACUUUCCCCAUUUGUUUUUAAUUGGUAGCCAUUAGGUUUCUUAGUUUUCAUUUUGCUUGUAUGGUGGUGAAUGGGGACCGCUUUAAAACAUUUUUCAAAAUACCUUUUAUUUGUUGACAAGCAAGUGUAGGGAGAGCAAAUGAUGGUUGAGUUGUGAUUUCUGGGUGCACUGUGCCUUUAAAUUUAGUGCAACUUAAAGGGACAAUCGACAGAAAAACUCAUCAUUUACUCAUUAUUAUUUUUAAAAUAGUUUUUUGUCAACAUUAUAAUAAUAAUAUUAAUUCUUCAGAACAAGUGUAGCGAGAGUCAAUAAUGGCUAUGGUUUAUUUUUUGAGUGCACUGUCCCUUAAAAUGUAGCACAAUUUAAAGGUACAGUACAGCCAAAUAUCACUCACCUAAAGCAAUCAUUUAUUUAAAGCCGGUAACCAUUGACUUCAGUUGUAUCAGUAUUUUUCCUGCUGUGAUAGUGAGUGGUUACAGGUUUAUAAUAUUUUCGUAAAUACUUGGUUUGUCAAUAGAAUAAUCAAGUGUAGGGUGAGUAAAAUCACUCAUGUUAUAUUUAAGGGUGGACUGUCUCUUUAAGUUGCGCUGAAUUUAAAGCGACCCAAAAAUCCCUCACUCUCAAUUUGUUCCAAGUUGAUAGCCAUUACGUUUAGUUACUUUAGUUUAGUUACUCAAGUUGAACCACUUGAUGUUGAGGAAAUGUUUAUUUAUUGGUUUUUUAUGUGGGUGUACUGUCUCUUUAAGUUGUGCUAAAGUUAAAGAGACAGUACACCCAAAUCUCUCUCCAUAUUUUUACCGCGGUAGUGAAUGGUUAGUGAUUUCCAACAUUCUUCAAAAUAUCUUCUGUAGUGUUAAGUUGAAGAAAGUGACUGAAACAGGUUUAGAGUGAUGGAUGUUUGGGUGUACUGUCUCUUUAAGUUAAUUCUGCCUUGAAUUUUGCAUUUCCGCUUGAUUUAUGUAUUAAUUUUGUUAAUUUGCAGUAGAGUUAAAGGCGCAGUGCACAAUGAAAUCACUCUCUUUUGUUGAACAAUUUGGAAACUGGUAUGAAUAUAUGUUUUCCUAUAAUAAUAGUCAAUAUUUACCAGUUUCCAACAGUGUUCUGUAUUAUUUUCUUUUGUGUUGAGUUCAAUUGAAAAAGUCUUGAAUUUAGAAGAAAACAAAUACAGUAAAUGGUAAGGAAUGUUUAGGUGAACUGCCCCUUUAAGUUACUCAAACUUAAGACAGAAUCAGAAUUCAGUGAUUAUUUACUGACCCUCUGCGUAUUUAAACUCUGAGUUUGUUUCUUCACAAAUGAAGAUUUUUUUGUUGUAAUGUUGGAAACGGGUGUCUAUUGACUUCCACAGCAUUUAAUGGUUACUGGUUUUCCAGCAUUCUUCAGAAUAUCUUCUUUUGUGUUUAACUGAAGAAAUGUCCAUUUGUAAUUUUUGGGUGAACUGCCCCUUUAAAGAUUUGACCAUGGAAACAGAGGUACAGCGAGGACAGUAAUGUUUGAUAUUAAGUAAAUGUUUUGACAUCAGUAAAAUAAGGUUUAUAUUUUAUAGUAGUGCUGGUCAAAUUAUUGAACAAGUGUUUUAAUCAUGCAUUUGUAAAUACACACAUGCAUUUAUAUAUGAUACAGAUUAUAUAGAGAGAAUUAAAAAUGUACAUGUGUAUUUAUAUAUAUAUAUAUAUAUAUAUAUAUAUGUACAUGUAUAUAUAGAUAUGUGUGUAUAUAUAUAUAUAUAUAUAGACACAAUAAAUAUACGCAGUACAGGCUUGUAUUGGAUGUGAAUAAUUUGACAGCACUGUUUACAGAAUAUUUUUGUUUACAAACAGGAUUUCUCUUUCCUGUAUUACAUUUAGCAAAGAUAAUCUUGUAAUAUUUUGUGAACGCUGUUUCACUGAAAACACAUCAGGUGUGUUACAGUGUCAUGUUUACACUGAUUGUGUGAGUUGACUGAUUAAUAUAUUAUGAAAACUGAUUUUACAGAUGAAAACUGUUCAUUUAUUACUUAAUUUUGUGCUUUUUGAUCAUGUUUAGUUUUGCUUUCUCAGGUGUCAGGAUUAAUAGAACUCAUAUUUUCACUUCUGUACCGUCACAGGUUGACGUUCAGGUACUAUUAAAUAUGAACAUUUCAUUCUG
Molecule: messenger RNA, 3194 nt
Organism: Danio aesculapii
Lineage: Eukaryota; Metazoa; Chordata; Actinopteri; Cypriniformes; Danionidae
Gene: plex9.1
Product: PML-like exon 9.1
Exons: 4
Coding region: 261-992 (243 amino acids)
Biological process (GO): DNA catabolic process
Cellular component (GO): cytoplasm
Molecular function (GO): 3'-5'-DNA exonuclease activity; nucleic acid binding
Source: RefSeq, a predicted model, not a curated record